Molecule: messenger RNA, 429 nt
Organism: Diachasma alloeum
Lineage: Eukaryota; Metazoa; Arthropoda; Insecta; Hymenoptera; Braconidae
Product: phosphopantothenoylcysteine decarboxylase subunit VHS3-like
Exons: 1
Coding region: 1-429 (142 amino acids)
Source: RefSeq, a predicted model, not a curated record
AUGAAAGAGAAAGGUGAGGAGUCUUCAACUCCCGAUAGAUCUAAGGUCAGAACAGGAGAUAAACCAGAAAGUAAACCAGGCGCAACAGAGAGUGACGAAGAUGACGAUGAGGAUGAUGAUAAAGUGAAGAAAGAUGAGGAUCAUGAUGGUGAGAAAAAGGAUAAUGAUAAGGAUGAGGAUGAUAAUGCUGAUGAUGUGAAAAAUGAUAAGGAUGAUGAUGAUGCUGAGAAGAAGGAUGAUGAUGAUAAUGAGGAUGAUGAUGUGAAAAAGGAUGCUGAAAAAGUGCCGGAUGAUACUGACAACGAUGAGAAUGUGAGUAAUGGAGGGAACGACGAUGGGAAGAAAGAGUCAGGAAUUCAGCAACCUAGUGAUGACAGUGACGCGACUGACGAGACUUCUGUUGAGACUGAGGAAAUAGAAGAAGGCUAA